This is a messenger RNA of Phycodurus eques (leafy seadragon), 5169 nucleotides long. RefSeq names its product TIMP metallopeptidase inhibitor 2a (gene timp2a). Gene Ontology annotation, molecular function: metalloendopeptidase inhibitor activity; protease binding. NCBI's taxonomy places the organism in Eukaryota, Metazoa, Chordata, Actinopteri, Syngnathiformes, Syngnathidae. Gene Ontology annotation, cellular component: extracellular matrix. Gene Ontology annotation, biological process: negative regulation of membrane protein ectodomain proteolysis; negative regulation of endopeptidase activity. The record is from RefSeq and is a predicted model, not a curated record. The transcript is spliced from 6 exons. Bases 230 to 892 code for a protein of 220 amino acids.
CCGACGACAACAAGAGUCCUUGAACGCCACUUGGAAGCCGAACGGACCUCGAAUGCGAGACGAAACCCGACUUCACUUUUGUGACGUACGCCAACCGCCCGCCGUGUCGUUGACGUCUUGACUCACUACGAAAAAGAACGAGAUUCGCUUCACGUUGAAAAUUGCACCGCCAACACUGGAAAAAAAAAUCUAUUCAAAAUUCAAAACCCCUAGCGGGUCUGCGUCAACAAUGCCGCUGAGCGUGAAUGGAGUCGUGUGCACGCUGGCACUGCUGCUCGUCUGGCGAGCGGAGGAGCUGGCCGAGGCGUGCAGCUGCGCCCCGGUGCACCCGCAACAGGCAUUCUGCAACGCCGACGUGGUGAUCCGAGCGAAGGUGGUGGGCGAGCGAGAGGUGGACUCUGGCAAUGACAUUUACGGGAAUCCCAUCAAGAGGAUUCAGUACGAUGUUAAGCAAAUCAAGAUGUUCAAGGGACCCAGUCAGGACAUCGACACCAUCUUCACCGCGCCCGUGUCGGCAGUGUGCGGUGUCACCCUGGACACGAGUGGCAAGAAGGAGUACUUGAUCUCCGGCAAGUCCGAUGCCGGUGGGCAAAUGCACGUGACGCUGUGUGAUUACAUUAUGCCGUGGGACUUGUUGAGCAACACCCAGAAGAAGAGUCUCACCCAACGCUACCAGAUGGGCUGCGAGUGCAAGAUCGUCCGCUGCCCCUCGCUGCCCUGCGAGAUCUCUGCCCCUGAGGAGUGCCUGUGGACGGAUCUGAUGAUCGAGAAGCAAGUGUACGGUCGCCAGGCCAACCACUAUGCCUGCGUGAAGCGCGCCGACGGAUCCUGCUCCUGGUACCGCGGUGUGGCCCCCCCCAAGAAGGAGUUCCUGGACGCGGAGGAUCCCUAGGGUAGGGCCCCUCCGCUUGGGCCUGAAAAUUUCAGUUCACACAUCAUGGGGAAAAAAAAACCCAACAUCAGGCCAUUUUGAUUUAGAGGGGAAAAAAAGAAUCUGUAGCCUCUCUGUGUCUAUUUUAAACCAAAUGAGGGUUCUUUGUUGUCAUUGCGGUUGAGGCAUGAGACUGGUCUAGUGAUGAUCGAGUUUCCUCCUGAGGCUGGCGUCAGGAGGACACAACUUCGUUUUUUUGUGUGUGUGUGUGUGUGUGUGUGUGUGUGUGUAUGUGUAGCGGCAGAGCACUUCCUCUAAAGCUCUUUGCGUACAAGUCCAAACCAAUCGAUCCCGGAGCUGCGCACGAUGAUCCACUUCAAUGACCUCAUUGUCUGUUUUAUCCAAAGCCAAAAUUCCAAGUUGCCUUUUUAUUUGUUUUAUUUUGUUCAUCUUUGUGUGUCCUUUUUGACGCAUGCCCACAUCGGGGUCAUCUCAUUUCAGAACAACACGAUCCAGCAUUUUCCUGUGGUGACAAAUAGCUCACUGGACCAGUCUAGGGUGUGUGCGAAUGCACACGACCAGAAAGAUACACAUUUCCUUGCUCCCAUUUUCCAUGAAGCAUAGUGAACCGUCUUCAAACAAGAGGCUUAUUUUGCACAAAUGUGUUAAAAUGUGCAUCUCCUUGAGCACAAUAGUACUAUGAUACCGCUGAUCUGCAUUUUGCCAAAGGUCACAUGACCAAACCGGAAAACACUUUAGCUGACUUUCUAACUUAGUGACUUUCCUUUUUUAGUGUAUGCUAUAUUAACAAGCAUGACCAUAGUUUGUUGACAUGAUUAUUUGAAGGAGACCUUUUCUUUAUGAAUGGUGUCUUCGGACAAAAGUGAAAUACUCGUAUAUCAUUUAUUUAUACUACAGGAAGUCCUCGAGUUACGACGUACUCCACCUACGACGUUUCGACUUUACGACGCCCGUUCCUCGGCCGCCAUUUUGUCCCAGCACCAUAGUGUUUCUGCUUAGCUAGUACAUAGUGCUUGUCUGUGCUUGUGCGCCGGGAGUAUCUUUGCCUUUUUUCACACUCUCAGCAGUAGUGGGAACUACAGCAUCUUAUUUUUUUAAUUUGAAUGUAUUUUAGUUUCUUUACACAAAGUGUUAACCUUUCCUGCUACGGUCGCCUGAACGUGGUCGGGAGACGCAGGGGUUAACUCUCUUCUCUCGUUGCACAGCUGAGCUGGGUGGCGGCAACAAUUAAAUCCCUCGAAGCACCGAUUUGCUGCUUUAAUGGCUUUAUUAGCUCGGCGCGCACUCCUUCCUCCUUCCCAGUCCCGGAUGGACGCACACGCCCCCACACACACUGAGCUUGCUGUCACAAUCACGUGGGACAAUACCCGUAACAGAAGUAUUUCGCCGUACAUUUCGACUUUAACGGUGAAAUCCGACUUACGCGGAAAUUCGUGUUACGUCGCCAGCGUAGGAACGGAACUGGUUCGUAAAUCGAGGACUUCCUGUAUUAUGAUAUAUGUAAACACGAACUAAGCCUAAGCAUCAAAUAUUGUCAUUUUUUUGGGUGCGUCUGUGGUGAGAUCCAGUGUUAAAAAAAAAGACGUAGAUGUUUAAAGUUCCUACGCUUGCUUUGUCACGGGUCCCCUUUGCCGUUCUCCCAAACUCGGAGGAAGUCCUUCGACCUGUGCUGGCGAAUGAGGAAGUAGGUUGUGUAUGUACGGGAUGAGCAGCCCAACCAUGAAAAUUGGUGGUCAUGCUAGAUAUUGACAGGUUCUGGUACCUAGUACAGGGGACAUUGUGGAAAAGUGACUUUUUAAUCGUGUAUAUGCAAAUGUUUGGAAAAAUACAGCUGAAACAUUUGAAUUUCUGAAUGGAGUCAAUGAACCAAUACAACUAGCCAUUGCUAGUUUGACUCAGGGUUAGAGAAGGUGUGAACUCAUAUAAUGGAGCAAUUUCAAUCUACUGAAUAGUCAGUUUAUCGAUGAACCUGAGUCGGAUUUCUCGGUUCAAGUCACUUAAGUCAGUGAUACAACUAAGUCGGCAAAACGGACUCUGUGAUCAGAUGCACUCGAGUUUCUGAGUCCACAAACUUGAGUCAGUGAACCGAUACGAGUCAUCCAAGUCCGCUGAAGCAAGUCAAUACAACUUUUAUCAUCUGAGUCUGCGUAAUUUCCGCUGAUUCGACUAACUCGAGUUAGUGAAUUGAUACAACUGAGUCAUUUUAGCCCAACAACCCAAAUAAAUCAUGCGAUAGAACAGUCGUUGGAGUCUGCUGACUUGAGUUGCCGAUCUCAGAUGAAUAUGUUCACUCGGUUCACAAAUCGUGAUUUAACAGAGUCAUCGCUGUUGCUGAAUCGAGUCAAUGAACCGAUACGAGACAAUUGAGUCCCUAACUCGAAUCACUUUACAGAUACAACCGAAUCAUCUGAGUCAGCGCUAUAUCCGCUUCGUCCGCUAACUGGAAUCAGUGAACCGACAGGGUGAGUCAACUGAGUCUCCUAACUCGAGUCAGUUUACUAAUGGAACCGAAUCCUCUUUUUUUUUUUUUUGAGUCCACAUUUGUGAGUUUCUUAAGCCUCUUGUUUAGUCUCUUGUACUGAAAUUUAUGUGAAAUGGGAGCAAUCAUUAAGUGUUCUAUUUUUAGGAGGCACCCUGCAGCUGUACAGCACCUAUGCAUACGCCUAUUUAUCCUUACUUGACCAUUAGUAUUAUUUUUUAUGAACUAUUUACUGCGUUAGUUAACUAGAUUUGCACAUUUUUCGAGGAACCAUUCCCGUACAGAAAGGCCUGAACACUGAUGAUGUUACAAUGAUUAGUAUUAAUAUUAUUGUUGUUAUGUUUAUGGCACGCCCCCAAGCAGUUUUCACCUCUUUUGAAUGGUGAUUGCAGUAGUCCAUAAAAGCAAGCAGUCUUGUCGCAUGGAAUGGCAUAGAAUGAUGAAAAGAGUGAUAUAUAUUUUUCUUGAAGAUUGCUCUGCUACUUUUAGUGUCUAUUACUGAUUAUGCCUGCAUUUUCACGGUUUUGCCAAUGUAUGGGGGGGUCCGGUGUGGCCCUGUCCUCCUUUUCCGUGUCUUUUCUCCUUCCAAGUUACUCGCCAAAGCUUCCGCACCGCCUUUUAGAACACACGUAAUACGGCGCUGCUUUAUAUGCAAAGAAAACCAUUCAAAAAAAAAAAAAAACUACCAUAAUUGCAUGCAGGCACUUUCCACUUUAAUAGGUACCGUGUCCGAUAAAACCAACAAAAUCAACUUGCGUAAAAACACUUAUCAAAGACAUUGUAAAUAUAUUUCAACACCCCAAUUUUUGUAUUUUAUUAUUAUUUUAAAAAAAUGUUUAGCAGAAAAAUACAGUAGCUAAACCUCGAGGGGCGCUCUGCGUUAUCAUUAUAAUUUAUACAUUGGAUGUAAAAAGUCUAAACCUGUUUGAAUGCUUUUUUUUUUUUUUUUUUUUUGUGAUCUAUAAAAAUGAGAUCAAAAUAAAUAAUUAAAAAACUUUACAACAUAAAUGUGACGUAUUUCCUAUAGAGAUCAAUUGAUUUGUUUAAAAAAAAAAAACUUUUUGGGCGGGGAAUUAAAAAUAUGCUCUGAUAAUGUGGUUGCACAAGUGUGCACACCCUCUUAUAACUGGGAAUGGGGCUGGGUCCGAAUCAACCAAUCACAUUCAAUGUCACGUUAAAUGCGAGUCAGAACACACCUGCUACCGUUUAAAGUUCUUCUGAACUACAAAUGAAGUUCAGAUGUUCUAGUUUUCUUCUCUUAACUUUUUUUUUUUUUUUUUGCUUUCCUGAAGGUUUUGUGGUAACACUGACUGGAAUUUGGAAUUAUUAUUCAUAAUUCCCCACAUAUCCACUGUAGAGCUAUAUAUAAAAUAAAGCAUCCAAAAAGGUAAUGCUUUGUUGGGUUUUUUUCAAAGUGUACCUGAUAAAUUGGGAAGUGGUUGUUUGUAUACAGUAUAUAUAUAAAAAGGAGUAUUAGAGGCAUAAUUUAAACUUAAUUUUUCGUUUUGUGUUAUCUCUUUUUAUUUUUGUGUUUUGGGAUGUUUUCCCAUUAAUUUUCUAAAACAAUGUGUUUAGCCGUCGAGGUGAGAGGGUCCUCUUGCGCUGGAGCACCGUGAGAGUAAAGAGAGAAUAUUCAUUCCAUUUUUUUUUCUUUUUUUUUUUUUUUUUCUUGUGUGAAUAAUAAUAUUAAUAUUAGACCACGUGCAUGUGUUUGAUGCUUUGUGUACGUCCGGGGGAGAAAAAAAAAAGGACAGAAAUAUACCGCAAUAUCAAAUAAAAAAAAACGUCUCUGACAGGA